AUGCUUGCUGUUUUGUAUAAGCUUGCAAUGGCACUGACUACAGAUACAUUUUUUGAACGAAUUGGGAGUUUUGGUCGCUUUCAGAUUGCGCUCAAUUUGUUUUUCAAUCUGUGUUAUCUAUUUUGGUGGGCUGUGCCAGUGAUGAUCAUGGUGUUUAUAGCUUCAGAACCCAACUGGAAAUGCGUAAACAACUCCACUUGCCCAUUCACAGACAGCAUUAGUAUCAGAGACGAGAGAUACAAACACAGAUGUAACAUUUCAAGGAGAGACUGGAGAUUCGAGGAUGACUUCACAUCAGUUGUCACUGAGUUCGACCUUGUUUGUGAACGCGGCUCCUGGGGAUUCGUAUCAACCUCUGUGAUCUUCGCAGGUUUCUUUGUUGGCAGUAUUGUCGUAGGUAUUUUGUCAGACAAGUUUGGAAGGAAGCGGCCUCUCUUCAUCUGUGGCUUUUUCUGCUGGCUGUUCAAUUUUGUUUCCGCAUUUGCUCCAACGUUUUGGUUUUUUGCCCUUUGCCGUAGCAUAGUUGGCUUCAUGCUGGGUGGGUACAGCAUCCCUGUGUUUGUGUUGGCAAUGGAGUUUUCUGGGAUUCGUCACAGAGGUGCCGCAGGAGCACUCGUUUGGACUGGUAUUGCUGUGGGAAGUCAGGCGUUAGCCGGAUGUGCUUACGCCAUCAGAGAUUGGAGGCUUCUGACUAUCGUCACAGGAAUUCCUGGGGGUAUACUUGUAGUUGGCUGGUUUUUUACUCCAGAGUCCAUCCGUUGGCUCCUCAAGAAAGGUCGUGUGACGGAAGCGAGGGACAUACUAAGUAAAGUUGCUAAGGUGAAUGGUAAAUGCAUGCCAGAAGAAGCAUUACAUUUGCCCAAUGAUGAGAAGAUUGAAAGACUUGGUGACUUCCCUGAUUUGUUUAUGUCAGCUGGAAUGGUUCACAGGACACUUGCGUCUUGGCUCAUGUGGUUUGCAGUAUCUUUUAUUUACUGGGCGACAGCUUUCAGCGCACCGUUUAUUGGGGGUAAUGUCUACAUCAAUGUAGUCGUUGCUGCUGUUGCUGGUUUAAUCGCAUACCCUCUAUCUGCUGUUUUGGCGGUCAGAUUUCGUCGAAAGGUUAUCAUUGUGGUAUCGUUUAUUCUGUCGGCUGUGGGAGCAAUUGGGGCACUUCUUUUAUCAGAUAAUGAUGACGACAAAGGUUAUCUGAUUGGAAAAAUCUUCAUGUCCAUGGUUGUUGCUAGGCUUGCUGUUUCCAUCGCAUUCACACUGAUCUACAUUUUCACUGCAGAGAUGUUUCCGACAACUUUGAGGAAUGUUGCCAUGGGUACAUCAACGGCUGCUGCACGUGUAAGCGCUUUAUUGUCAGCCUUCGCUCCGCUUUUGCUAACCGUCCACAGGUUUCUUCCAUUUGGAAUAAUGGCUGGUUUGGCUUUAGCAGCUGCUUUUGUGUGCCUCACUCUAGUAGAGACUCACAACCAACCAACUGUAGAAAAUCUGUUACAGAACGAAGUAUGCCAAUCGAAGAAUGAAAAGCCUGGUGACAAGGAACUCGUUGCCAAAGUCACCUCUUACAUCAGAGUGCUUAUUGUAAUUUUUCCCUUCCUCGCAGUCAUGGCGCUUACAACGGAUCAAUACCUAGAAAAGAUCGGUAGCUUUGGUCGCUAUCAGAUUCUUCUUCUCGUAUUCCUAAAUGGCCUGAUUUUCUUCUGGUUUGGUUGGCCUGUGAUGAUUCCGGUCUUCAUCACUGCUGAGCCCCCGUGGAGGUGUGUGGCAAAUAGCAGCAUCUGUAAACUAAACGGCACCAUGAAGUCUAGACAUCCUGACUAUAAUUUCAGAUGUAAUAUUUCUCGUGAUCAGUGGGAGUUUGUGGACGAUUUCACUUCAGUCGUGACAGAGUUUGAUCUGGUGUGCGAGCGUGGUUUGUACGGUACCAUAGGAUCAUCCAUGAUUUUCGUUGGGUUCUUUUUCGGCGGAAUUGUUGUUGGUCCUUUCAGUGAUAAGUUUGGCAGGAAGAUCACCAUGUACUUAUCUGGCCUCAUCUUGUCAGUCAUGAGUCUGUUGGCCGCUUUUCCUGAAGCUUUUUGGCUCUUUGCACUCCUCAGAUGUUUGAUUGGAUUCGGGAUAGGCGGGUACAGCAUCGCCGCUUAUGUUCUUCUGACCGAGCUCGUUGGAAUUCGUCAUCGCAGCACUGCGGGCUGCUCCAUUUGGUAUUCCUUCAAUCUCUCCAACAUGGCGCUGGCCGGGCUGGCAUAUCUUGUGAGGGACUGGAGAAAGCUAUCAAUCAUAAUGGCGAUUCCAGCAAUUCCAUUCGUGCUUGGAUGGUUUUUUACUCCAGAGUCAGUGAGAUGGUUUCUUGUGAAGGGCAAAACUGAAAAAGCAGAACAAAUCCUCUACAAGGUUGCCAAAUUCAACAAGAAACCAAUACCUCAAGAACCACUACAGGAUUGCGAGAAACAGCGACUGGGAGACUUGCGGGACUUGUUCAAGACGCGCGCUAUGACUCACAAAACACUCAUAUCUUGGUAUUGCUGGUUUGUGAAUGGCAUGGUGUAUUACGGAGUGUCUUACAGCUCUCCGUUUGUUGGUGGUAACGUGUACCUCAACUUCUUCAUCACAAGUACUGUAGCAUUGGUCGCCUACCCCGCACUUGCCUGGGGAUGUAACAGAUUUGGCCGCAAGAAGACCAUAUGCUGUGGUCUUUUCUUUUCUGCUGUUGGUUCUUUUGGAUCCGUUGUGCUCACUUUAUUUGACGAUGGGGAAAGUAAAGGAAUAUUGGCUGGAAAAAUCAUCUUUUCGUUGUGUAUUGCCAAGUUUUUCAUCGUCUUUGCUUUUGACGGAUUUUACGUCUAUUCCGCUGAACUGUUUCCUACGGUUGUCAGAAAUGUUGGAAUGGGAACUUCUACAUCUGCUGCCCGCGUGGGAUCAUUCCUAUCGUCUUACAUUGUUUAUUCGCAACGUGUACACAAACUACUACCAUUUGGCAUUAUGGGUUUGAACGCGUUGAUAGCUGGGUUACUGUGCAUGACGUUGCCGGAGACACGUGAUCAACCAACCUUGGAAGUCAUGGAAACAACAGAUGAAGGACAAAAUAUGGAGCUGCUUGCUCAGGAUGAUGAAAAGAAAAAGAAGGCAGACGACAGCCAUCUGUAGCAAGAAGAAAACAAACAUACUAAACCGAAUAAUAAACAGCAUCUAAAAAUGACAAAUAUUUGGGCAUUUUCAUGUGCAGAAGGAUAGCCGCUCUUCUUCUUGAAUCUCCCUUAUUGGUCAAGAAAGAAAAAAAUCGCUUGACAACUUAACAAAGCAAAAAAUCCUCUUUUAGCCAAAGCGUGACUCCGUGGAAAAUCGUUGUUUACAAUUUCUAAAAAAGAUAUAUACCACUAGCUUCUACUGCUAACAAAAUUAUCCUAUGUCGUCCUAUUAAAGUGCACUCGUAAGAGUUGUGUCAAUUCAUUCUAAAUACAUCUUGCCCCUUAAUUAAUGUAAAUUUAUAGUUUAUGGAAAAAA
This is a messenger RNA of Pocillopora verrucosa, 3492 nucleotides long. Its product is annotated as solute carrier family 22 member 15. Gene Ontology annotation, biological process: transmembrane transport. Gene Ontology annotation, molecular function: transmembrane transporter activity. Gene Ontology annotation, cellular component: membrane. NCBI's taxonomy places the organism in Eukaryota, Metazoa, Cnidaria, Anthozoa, Scleractinia, Pocilloporidae. The record is from RefSeq and is a predicted model, not a curated record.